Molecule: messenger RNA, 1572 nt
Organism: Sphenostylis stenocarpa
Lineage: Eukaryota; Viridiplantae; Streptophyta; Magnoliopsida; Fabales; Fabaceae
Source: the annotation of a GenBank genome assembly
AUGGCCUCCAACAACCUCCUCACCGUCACCCGCCGCCUCCGCCUCCGCCUCCGCCUCCCCCUCUCCACCCGCCCCUUCUCCGCUGCCCCAGCGACCUCCUCCCUCCCCGCCCCGCCUCCGCCCAACGCCAUGCUCUACGACCGCCUCUCCGCCGCCACCAAUGCCAAGCUCCGCCGCCUCGAGCACCCCGACCCCCGCUUCCUCAAGUACGGCUCCCCCGUCCCCUCCACAGCCGACCACACGCGCGUCCUCGGUGCACCCAUGACCCGCGUGACCACGCUCCCCAGUGGCCUUCGCGUCGCCACCGAGUCCUCCCUCGCCGCCCGCACCGCCACCGUCGGCGUUUGGAUCGACGCCGGGUCGCGGUUCGAGACCGAGGAGACCAACGGCACCGCUCACUUCCUCGAACACAUGAUCUUCAAGGGCACCGCGAAGCGCACCGUCAGGGAGCUCGAGGAGGAGAUCGAGAACAUGGGGGGGCACCUCAACGCGUACACCUCGCGCGAACAGACCACUUACUACGCUAAGGUCACGGACAAGGAUGUUCCCAAGGCGCUUGAUAUUCUGGCUGAUAUCUUGCAGAAUUCGAAGUUCGAUGACAAUAGGAUUAUCCGCGAGCGUGAUGUGAUUCUCAGGGAAAUGGAAGAGGUUGAGGAACAAAUGGAAGAAGUAGUCUUUGACCAUUUACACGCAACUGCUUUCCAGUACAGUCCACUUGGUAGAACAAUUCUUGGACCUGCUCAGAAUAUCGAGACAAUCACUAAAGCUCAUCUGCAAAACUACAUUCAGACACACUACACAGCUCCUAGGAUGGUGGUUGCUGCAUCUGGAGCUGUCAAGCACGAAGACAUUGUUGAGCAAGUAAAAACAUUGUUCUCUAAGUUGUCAACAGAUCCCACCACAGCUUCUCAAUUAGUUGCAAAAGAACCAGCCAUUUUUACCGGUUCCGAGGUUAGAAUUUUGGAUGAUGAUAUUCCCCUUGCACAAUUUGCUGUAGCUUUCGAAGGUGCUGCGUGGACAGAUCCUGAUUCCGUUGCUCUGAUGGUCAUGCAAGCUAUGUUGGGUUCUUGGAAUAAAUCCACAGGAGGUGGAAAACACAUGGGUUCUGAGUUGGCGCAACGAGUUGGCAUUAAUGAAGUUGCAGAAAGCAUGAUGGCCUUCAAUACCAAUUACAAGGAUACAGGUCUUUUUGGUGUUUUUGCUGUCGCUAAGAAAGAUUGCUUGGAUGACUUAAGCUAUGCAAUCAUGAAAGAGACAACCAAGUUGGCUUAUCGGGUUUCAGAAGAUGAUGUUACCCGAGCUCGUAAUCAGUUGAAAUCUUCACUCCUGCUCCACAUAGAUGGAACGAGUCCCGUAGCUGAAGAUAUUGGGCGUCAGCUACUCACCUACGGCAGAAGAAUACCAUUUGCAGAAUUGUUUGCUAGAAUUGAUGCUGUUGAUGCAAGCACAAUAAAACGUGUUGCUAACCGAUUUAUUUAUGACAAGGAUAUUGUAAUUGCUGCUAUGGGACCUAUUCAGCGUUUGCCUGAUUACAACUGGUUCAGACGCAGAACCUACUGGAAUCGCUAUUAG